Molecule: messenger RNA, 6535 nt
Organism: Brassica rapa (field mustard)
Lineage: Eukaryota; Viridiplantae; Streptophyta; Magnoliopsida; Brassicales; Brassicaceae
Product: Fanconi anemia group I protein
Biological process (GO): DNA repair
Molecular function (GO): DNA polymerase binding
Source: RefSeq, a predicted model, not a curated record
UUUUUUUCUCUCUCUUAUCGCUCUCUCUUCUCUCUAAGAAACAAAACAGAAGCACCAAACCCUAGCUCCGGCCGCCGCAUCUGGCGCCGGAGGCGUCCCCUUCCCCCUAAUCUCCUUUUUCCCUUUGCUCUCACCCUCUCUUCUCUAUCCUAAGUCGAUAUGCUCACCUUUCUGUGACUAUCUGAGAUCUUCUUCCAGAGAGUCCCUUGCGACAGACGGAGGUAGAUACCGGCGUUCCAUGGACAGGCGGCGAGACCCAAGGAAGGUUGAGGGUGGUGAGAGUCGGCUUUUAGACCGAAGAUUCGUGUCAGAUCCGGUUUUCCACUUUUGAGAUCUAUGACGGAUUCUUCACGGAGAUGGCGCGUGACUCGGCGUAGACGUCUUCUCCACCUCGGAUCUACAUCCCCUCGUGGCGGUGAGAUUUCUGGAGGAACGGUGUGAACGGACGGCAGAAAGGGGUUCGUUCUCGGGAUUCCGGAGGCGACGCGUGGUGAGGUCUUUCAACGAUGGAGUUGUCAACCAGAGGAGGAGACUUUGCUAGCAAAACGCGGUGGAGUUGCUACAUCCCAGCGCCGGUGACGGUCUGGUGGUCGCCCCGGUGGUAGAACCUACACACUUCUUGAAGCCGCGACUUAGUGUCCCCGUUUCACGACGCCAUUAUCCAGGUCGUUUUUCAUUCCGGACUCGUGUUCGGUUUUAGGCUGAGGAUACAGACAGUGAUGGCCGGAAGGAAGAGGAGCUCAGGUCGGAAUGCGCCUUCUGGUGUUGAUACUGUGGUUCACGGACUGAACUCGAAUCAUAAGGAGACCAUCAGUUUGGUUUAGAUUAGUACCGACUGAGUUAUUCUUUUUCUUUUGUGUUUAAUUAUUGUCGUUGCAUCUCGAGGUCAAAUUAGGGGUCUAAGAGGCGGUUUAUUCCGGGCAGUGGGAUGAACUUGUCCUCAUCGUGGAGGAAAAUACAAUGCCGGAUUUGAUUGGGUAGCGUUGGAUCCAUCUAUGUGAUCUAGGGUGAUACUAAAUCCCGGUAUUGUGUGUGGGGUUAAAAUCUCGUAGAGGUUGUAAUCUUGUAUUCCACAAUUGGUCAAUAUAAAGUUGAAGUUGAGCCAAAAAAAAAAAAAAAAAAAAGAAUGGUUUUGAAUGUAUUUAUUAGGUGAUUCAAUAUUGCUGUUAUAAUAAAUUUUUCAAGAUGAUAAACUAUGGAUCAUUAGAAAGCUCGACAAUGUUAUAAAUUUCAUAUAUGUUACAAAGUCUUGGUAUCGUUAGGAGUUCACUCAUGAUGACAGAUUUUUGAUUUUUUUAAUGUGAUACUUGUAUCAUUUAAUUUGUAUGUAGUAUAUAUUAGGAGAUUGUUACUGACGUCAAUCUGUUACACAAAACGAACCGGUUUAUAUUAUGAGGUAAAAACUGAUAUAUUAUUGAUUUAUUAAUAAUUGAUAAAUGUUAUUAAGAUAAAAAUAAAAUAUAAUUUUCUAGGAAAGGUCCAUUUCAAAAAAUCACACAUGAAGUGAAGUUGUGACUUUUGUUUUAAUAUAUUAGAUAAUCAAUACCUAUUCAUUCUUUAAAAUUACAUAUUUUCGCUGCAUUUGAUUCCUUGUCAUUUUUUGAAUUUUAAAAAACUAUAGAAGUAUUCUUUAUCUAAAUUGAUGUGAAACGAAAAAAAUAAAUAUUUAUUUUCUUCUCGUUCAUAUUUUUAUUUUAAUGGUCACCAGUUAUAGCCAUAAUAUAUAUGUUUUUUUCAAACAAAAGUAUAUGUUAUUGAUCAAUAGUAUUAAGGUAUUUGUCAAAAUCACUAAUACUCAUUUUAUAAUUUCUAUAUAAUUUUUAAAAUAUAGUGUUUUUUUUUUAAUCAUUCGAAUUUAUUCAUGAGUGUGAUUUCAUAAACUUAAAAAUAUUUUAUAUUAAAAUACAAAAAUAUAAAUUCGAAGAUGAUUGACAAUACAGUCCCCAUUCUUUAGGCUUUUAAGCCCAUAGAAACUAAGGCCCAAAUAUUCUUUUCCCGCGUAAAGGCAAAUGAAAACCUAAAACUAUCUUCCCUCAGAAGUUUCGAAACCUCCACUCAUCCCGCCGGGGAAAGAAAAUGACCGUCGCCGCCGAAGAACCUUCUCACCAGAAACCUCUCACCGAUAACGACAUCAUCCGCUUAGCCCAGUACCACCACUGCCAAACCAGCCUCUCCCUCCCUCCCUACCUCCUCUCCCCGACCUCCCACGAUCCUCUCCUCGCCUACCUCAAAUCCCGCUCCUCUCUACCUUCCCCGUCGAAGCCUGUCUCCGAGUACGCGAUCGCUCUCCUCUCUCUAAUCUCCCUAUCCCCGACGACUCCGUCACUCUCCUCCCUCCUCGCAUCUCUUCUCAUCGCCUACACACAGAUCUUCCCCAAAAUCCCGAGCGAUUCGGAUUCCUUGAAGACGAUUCAGCUCUUCGGGACUCUGUUACGGUACCUACACGUCAAGGAGAUCAAAUCCGUCGUCGAUUCGAUCUUAUCCGGUGUGUCUAGAGUUAUCUCUGUUGAUGACGCCCAGUUGUUUGAUCUAUUGCCUGUGUGCUUUGAUUUGUUGCGUAGAGAAGCUAAGGCUAGUGAGAUAGAUUACGUUAAUUCGGUUAUAGAUCGUGUUCUCACCUGUGAAUGGGAGAAAGGAUUUGUGACGAAAAUGGUAUCUCUUGCUAAGGAGUUAACGUUUGUGGACAAAGGGAGGAAGAGUGAGUUGCUGGAGAAAGUGUUUUUGGGUGUUAAGUGUAUAGACUUGCAGGACUUGCCUUCACUUGUGUACCAGUUGCUUGUUCUUGCUUCGAAGGGGUUUUGCAAGAGGGAGGUGAUUGGAGGAGUUGUUUGCUUUUUUGGGUCUAAAGCUGAGAGUAGAGUGGCGUCUGUACUUAGGCAGAUAGAAGGGACUGUUCUUCUUCACGUGAAUUUCGCGGUGAAGCAGGAUCCUUCGCUGGGGCAGGAGGUUGUGGCGUUGGUCAAGUCUGAUCUCAGGGCUUUUAAUCAUUUUACGGUAGCGGUUCUGUUUUCGGUUGCGAGGGUUAGAAAGUUCGGUGAGAAUUCUUUGGGGGUAUUGAGAACGGCUUUGCUUAGUGCGUACAACGAUUACAGACUCUCUAAAGAUUGCAAGUGGCUACCUGAUGAGCUGAAGGAAGAGAGUUUACUGCAUGCCAAAUUGGUUGAAAAAUCUUUGCUAAGAGCGGUUAGUGAGUGCAAAUAUGGGAGGGAGCAUGUGUUUCCGAGUGUUAUUCAAUUUGGUUUUAUGUUGCUAGAAUCUGUUGAAGAAGGUAGGUCCAACGAGUCUGGUGGUUCCAGUGGCGUACUGGGUAUUGAAAAGCUUAGUAUUCAGAUUCUGGGAACCCUAUUUGAAGUCCAUGAUAUGACAAGAAACGAGAUAAUUGAGCAAUGCAAGUUUCGCAUUCUUUCUUUGAAAUGCGCAAAGAGCAAGCCAAUAUUAAGGUUGUUAGGAUAUCUUGUCCAGAGAUACUCACUUAUCAUGUUGGAUUAUGUCCAUCAUCUCAAAGAAUUAUUGGAUUAUUUCACUUUCAUGGAGGGGAAUAUCAGCUGUUUUCUUGUUUCUGCUAUUAUCCCGCUCAUCAAAUUCAGCCGUGAUCUGCAGGAUUAUACCAUCUUGGUGAUUCGGAAGGCUAUGUUUAGACGAGAAGAUACAGUUCGUGUAUCUGCAACAAAGGUGAUAAUUGAACUUAUACUUGCAGAGAAACAAGCUAAGAAAGACAGCUCAUUUACUCUCCAAGACUCAUCAAGCCAAGCCAGCUCUAGUCAGCACAAUGAAGUGAGCUGCACUGUGAGGGGAAACCUCUUUACUGAACUGAAUGGGUUGCUUCAAAGAUGUCUUUACCAACAGGCAAAGGUGAAAGAAGUAGUUUAUGAUGGGCUGGUGAAGUUAGUCCUGAUUGAUCCAUCAAGUGGAGCACAUGUAUUGGACUUUCUUAUGCCUCACUUUCUUCGUUUCUUCAGACAGGACAUAGAUUUUCAGCUUGGAAUCACUUCGUGCAUUAAAGUAGAAGGUGGCAAAUUUAUUAUUGAAGAGCCCUUGGAUAGGCUUCUCUUUUGUAUCUCUUGGAUUUUACUCCUUCAACAGCACAACAACUCUGAUCGGCCUUCUGAUGCCACGUGGCCAUGUUUUGGUUUCGCACUUACUCAAGAAAAUGAGCAGGCAGGAAGAAAUGUAUCUCAUGAAGUGUACUCCAGUACUUUGUUGAAGGUCCGAAACUUUCUCCUAGGCAAAAAAUUAGGAGAUAUUGUUGGGCUGUCUCAGGACACAGUUUCCGCAUCUCUAGAAGAAGAUAAAAGAACAUCCUAUUGUCUGAUUAUAUUGGGGAUCGUUCAAGUGCUGCUAAAUUAUAUCAUAACGGAUCUAGAGAAACAGCCAGAAGGGAAGAAAGGUGAAAUUGAAAAGGAUAUUGUUGAUUUGGUUGAUCUUUAUGAAUCGCUGGAAAAGGAGGCGGGGAAAUCAAAACAGAGCAAUAUUGGCAAGAGAGUACGAUUCAGCUCUCGUAGUAAAUCUGAUGAUACUGGUGUGGGAUUCGUAAGUAUCAACGAAGAGCGAGAACAAGUUCCCUUUUUGUCUACUUCAAGUAUCUACCAGCUAUUUCUAAUCGCCUUCAAACUCCAUAGCAGCAAAUCAGCAUGUAAUCUUUCAGGUUCGCAGGAUGACAGCCAGUCAUCAUCAGCAAAGACAGAGAAGUCAAUAUCUGGAGUUUUGUCUUUCACUUUGCAUGUUUGUAUUGGACACAUAAGAUCAUCUCUUUGCAUGAAGGAGGAAAAUCCACUUAAACCGUUGGUCUAUGGUGACAUGAUAGUUCUGGGCCCUCCACUGAUGAAAGUAGUUUACCUGCUAAAGCCAGGACCACUUGUAGUAACCGGACAGACGAAUAAAGAGAAUAAAGGAAGGAAAGUUGCUGAAGGAAGAAAACAGUGUCUACAUCUGGCCUUGCUUAGCUUGAAGGAGCUGCUCAGUAUAUAUUCAAGUGGAUCUGGCUUGACUGGGUUGCUUGAGGAUUUGUUGGCAGUGCCUGCAUCCGACGAUGCUAUUUUAGAAGAGUGCAGCGAAGCUUCAAAAAUUGAAGAUCCACGUGUGAAGAACAUCGAAAUUUUCAUGGAAAAAAUCAUGAAGCCAAUGAUCACAGACCUUAUCGCCCAAAACUCUAAUGAUGUAGAGAUUCUUUGUGACAUAGUGUUGAUGCUUGGGAGCACUCUACCUGACAAAUUCAAACAACGGCAUGGAUCAUGGGCUCAUGAAAUCUUCAGAAGCUGUGAAACAUCUAACACCACUGUUGCAAAGAGCGUUUUAAAACUUGCCAUCUCUUUUACCACAUCUCCUGGUGAUCUAUGCAUAGCCGUAGAAGUAGCAAAGGAGUUGCAAAAUGUCAUCGGUUUAGACAAAUCUGAUACAUCACAAGUCUCCGAAUCAUACAUGAUCGUAAACCAGUCGACAAGUGCUUCAAUAACUUCUUGCAUAUUGCAAUUAGUUGACUCAGCUAUAGGUGACAUGGAUUGGGGCACAAAGAAGCUAAAGAAUUUGUAUGUGGCCUCUCAGAAGAACAUCCAUCUCAACCAUGAUGAUGAGAGUACAUUUUUAAUUGCUCUCGAAGAAGCCCUUUACGCAAUGGCUGAGUCAACAGUCAGGAUACUCUCUUCCUUUGUUUUGAUGAACCUCAAAGACUCACAAGCAGCACAGUUUCUCAGAUUAGCAGUUAAGUUUUACAAACAAUUAGCACAGAUUGUGAAACAGAGGAUUGCUCCCAAGGGUUGCAAGCAAACUCUUCCCAGCCUCAAGUUUCAAAAACUCGUUGAACUAACUUGCAAGAGCCUCACGGUUCCUUUAUACCCCUUUUUAGCUGAAAUGCAAAAGGAACAACAGGAAAGUGUGAGUUCCAAUUCCAAGGGUAUAAUCAACAAGAUCAGACAGGAGAACAAAUGCAUCCCUGAUUUGAUAUUCCAGAUAGAAGACUAUGAAAGAUACCUAAUACAGCUGAGCAAAGUUACUAAAUUGAAUUUGUUGAGGCAUGCCAAGCGCAGUACUGCUAGAGACUUCAAGAUAAUUGAAGAUGCAGAAGCUCCUGCUGGUGGUGAAGAUGGAGGAAACCAAGAAGAAACAGAGACACAGAACAAUAACGUUGGUGGUAAUGAGGAUGGUUUGGGAGAAGAGUCAGAAGAUGAUCGGGAACAAGCAUCACGGGACUUACAUUCUGAUAAAGCCAUAGCAGCAGAAGCGAAUGAUGUAGAAGAAGAAGAAAAAGGAGAAGAAGAAGAUGAAGAAGAAGAAGAAGGAAGUGGCUUAAGUCGUCCUAAAAAGAUAGCAAAGAAGAGUUCAGUCGUGGAAGAUUCUGAUGAAGAUUCUGUAACAUUUUAGGUUCAUGUUUGUAAAUGAAAACUUGGAAACUCAGAGAUGGUAGCUCUCCUUCAUCCAUGGCCGUUUAUACUAGCGCAAGCCUUGAUGUUUUAUGGCUGCUAGUGUGCACUGCAUGUCGUUUAUAUUGCUGAUUAAAAACAGAUAAAAAUUUAAAAUCGGUUUAAAGUCGUUUCCUCCA